This is a messenger RNA of Pichia kudriavzevii, 1839 nucleotides long. RefSeq lists its product as uncharacterized. Lineage: Eukaryota; Fungi; Ascomycota; Pichiomycetes; Pichiales; Pichiaceae. The transcript has a single exon. The record is from RefSeq and is a predicted model, not a curated record. Gene Ontology annotation, cellular component: SLIK (SAGA-like) complex; SAGA complex; transcription factor TFIID complex. Gene Ontology annotation, biological process: RNA polymerase II preinitiation complex assembly; DNA-templated transcription initiation. Bases 1 to 1839 code for a protein of 612 amino acids. Gene Ontology annotation, molecular function: TBP-class protein binding; protein heterodimerization activity; DNA binding.
AUGCAAAACAUGAAUGAUGAGAAGCAGCAGCAGAUGCAGCAGAUGCAGCAGAUGCAGCAACAGCAACAGCAACAGCAACAGCAACAGCAACAGCAACAGCAACAGCAACAGCAACAGCCAAUUCCUGAGCCUACAGUGGGAAUGACAUCAAAUAGUGGGGCAUCAGUACCUCAGCAAGGACCAAUGCAACAACAGGCACAGCAGAAUAGGCUCAGUGCCCAGGCCAUUCAUCAGCAAGCACGUCAACUAUUCCGUCAAUAUAGUGUUGAGAAAGAGGCUGCAGAGAAUGCCGGCCUUGGUACACCGGAGGGUGAUGCCCAUAUGGCUAAAGCUGAUAGAAUCAGGACAAUCUUGGUUUCAUAUUCGAAAAGACAAAAACUAUUGCAACAACAAGCAGCACAACAACAAGGAGGACAGGUGGCACAGAAUCGAGAAAAUGGACCUACAAUCCGUCAACAAACAGGACAAAUUUCACAACAGCAACAACAACAACAGCAGCAGCAGUUAUCCCAACAGAUCCCUCCAGUACAAUCCAAUAUAGCCCCUGUUAACUCUGCAGGCAAUCCAGGGACUCCUGGAAUGCUCAACGUUCCUUCAGCAUCGCCCUCAAUGGACAACAUUGCAGAAGCAAGAUCUCAAUCGCUCUCGCAACAGAUAAGUUCGUUAGGAAACAACACUGCCAGUGCUACCAGUACAAACAGUAAUAAUGACUCGCAAAGAAUAGACGCCUCGAUGAUCCAACAGCUUACUCCUGCUCAGCAACUGCAGCUUAAAAAAAGGCAGUUGUUAAAGAAGUACCAGCAAAUUCUCAGCAUGUCUGAACAGUUCAAAAAGAACCUCCUUCUUAUUGAGAAAAGAGCAGCAGAGCCGUCAAUUGACGAAGCAACUCGUAAGCAUCUACGUGAAAAGGAACACGAAGUGCGUACAAGACUUGAGAACUGUACAAAUUGCACGCAGCAAAUUACGCAUCAACUUAGACUUGCCCAGCAACAGGCCGAGCAGCUCACGCAGUUGGACCGUUCAAAUAGCACGCCAGCUUCUGGAACAGCUACUCCGACUCCAUCUACAGCCGGCCGAGCAGCAUCCACGCAGGGAUCACCGCCUGUAAGUGGUGCUACCGCUGGUGCAACUCCGCAGGGGAAACCACCUCGUGCUCAAAAGAAAAGUGCUACACGGAAACAAGGAAAGAAUGCAGAUCAAGGUGAUGGUAGCACAAAUACCAGCAAAAGAUCAAAUCCCGAUGCCAAUGCAAACGAACAAAGCACGAAGAAACAAAAGAAUGACACGACUGUAGGAGGUGGCAAUAGUGAAAAGGAUCGGGCCAAGUUUCAAAACCUCAACAUUCCGGAUGCAUUGGAUGUGAAGUCGUCCAACCCUGCAGCUGUGAAGAUGAACAACAGACCAACUAUUCUUGGUGGUAAUGCCUUGAACGCACCAGCUCUGGCCAACCCGGCAAUGGUCAAGCCAAGACCUUUUGAGAUUGAGGGAGAACGUGUUUUAAACAAGCGUAAGCUCAAGGAGCUUGUCAAUUCGGUCGCCAGUGAGGAAGGAGAGACUGAGAUUAACAUCGAUGGUGAUGUUGAAGAACUACUGCUUGAUUUGGCAGACGAGUUUGUCUCGUCGGUGACUUCGUUUGCGAGUAGACUGGCAAGGCACCGUAAUGCAGACAAUCUCGAUGUGCGUGACGUGCAACUGCAUUUGGAGAAGAACUGGAACAUUCGUAUUCCUGGUUACGCUGCUGAUGAAAUUCGUAUGCUACGCAAGUUUGUGCCAAGCACCGUCCACAAUUCCAAGCUCGAUGGUGUUGCAAUUAACAAGAGUGUCAAUAAAGAGUCGUAG